This is a messenger RNA of Zychaea mexicana, 1359 nucleotides long. Its product is annotated as major facilitator superfamily-domain-containing protein. Bases 1 to 1359 code for a protein of 452 amino acids. The transcript has 6 exons. Gene Ontology annotation, molecular function: transmembrane transporter activity. Lineage: Eukaryota; Fungi; Mucoromycota; Mucoromycetes; Mucorales; Lichtheimiaceae. The record is from RefSeq and is a predicted model, not a curated record. Gene Ontology annotation, biological process: transmembrane transport.
AUGGACAUUCGUAUAGUCGGACAGUUUUCGAAGGCGUUUGGGAGCAAAUCUGUGUGGAUUACACUUAACGUCAUGUUCCUUAUUGGAUCUGCAGGGUCCGCAUACUCGCGAAAUUUUAUGCAACUGAUUGCAUCACAAGCGAUAUCAGGAUUAGGAGGUGGACUCAGUACCCUUGUAAACAUUAUGCUACAUGACACUGUGCCCAGCGACAAACUUGGAAUGUACAUGUCUUACUCUAACAUCAUCCUCAUGAUUUCGUUUAUCUUUGGAGCGCCGUGUGGAGGAUACAUUUCUGAUACUUUUGGAUGGAGAUACUGUUACAUGAUUGCCAUCUUACCCUUGACGCUGAUUUUGUGCUUAAGCAUAUAUCACCUCAAAAGCUAUGAUGACGCCCCUAUUGCCACCGCCACGAAACCAACAUUAUUCACAGACAAGCUCCGCAUGGUCGACCUUGUCGGAAUUACUUUGCUAUCCAUCCCAACUGUAUCAUUCGUGUGCGCCAUUUCUUUUGGGGGAACUGUUUAUGCCUGGAGUAGCCCUAUAAUUAUUGCAGCAUUUGCAGUAACCUUACUUGGAUACAUCUUGUUCUUUUUACAUCAAAAACGAUGGGCUCAAUAUCCACUUUUGCCGCGAGCAUUGAUCCAUGACCGUAAUUUUAUUAUAUCGUGCAUAUGCUGUCUCUUAAUGCAUGUAAUCACUGGAGGAGCUACAGCGACGGGACCUCAAUAUCUUAUGGGAUCCCUCCAUUUCAGCAUGGCUGACGCCGGAAGAUGCAGUUUGCUCGCAACACCUGGAGUCCUCGCAGGGUAUUACCUAUCGGGACGUUAUCUGAAACACGCUGGUCGGUUUUCGCGAUUGAUGCUUACUUGUAUCGCAAUGCAAACUCUAUCAUGGAGUACGAUGUACUUUUGGACAAAUGGUGAUAUAUAUUCUGCAGUGACCCUAUUCCUUUACAUCUUGGGAGGAAUUGGCUGCGGUGCUCUCAUGGUUUCACUAGCUGUAGCAGCUAUCAGCACCCUGCCUACCGAGCUAGGUGGUACAGCCCUGUCGAUGUUUUACUUGGCCACCAAUGUGGGAACUACGAGCGGCAUAGCAUGUUCAUCCGCGAUUAUACAACGUACGCUGAAGGUGCUGCUGCCAACUAGAAUUGAUGGCCCCGAUGCCGCCAAGGUGAUCGAGUUCAUCAUCACGUCCAUCCGAAGAGUGAAAGAGCUAUCCCCUGAAAUUCAGCAGAUUGUUGCAGAUGUCAUCGCCAUAGCAGUGCAACAUGUUAUCUCAUCCUUCAUUUUAUGCCUUGUAUUCAUGUUUUUUAUUACACUUUGUAUGCAGGAUGUUAGCUUAAAGAAGAGAAAAGCAUGA